Molecule: messenger RNA, 1335 nt
Organism: Solanum lycopersicum (tomato)
Lineage: Eukaryota; Viridiplantae; Streptophyta; Magnoliopsida; Solanales; Solanaceae
Product: AP2-like ethylene-responsive transcription factor At1g16060
Biological process (GO): regulation of DNA-templated transcription
Molecular function (GO): DNA binding; DNA-binding transcription factor activity
Source: RefSeq, a predicted model, not a curated record
UUGAUCGAGCGCCGGCCAAUAUCCAUACUCUCUCUAUAUAUAAUAUAUAAUAUACAAACAUAAACCCCACUCUAUUUUUAUUCCACUUUCUAUACUCCUUUUUGUCUAUUUACUUCACUAUAUUUGGGCAAACUUUCAAAUAAUAUAUAUGGCGAAAACCUCAAAAUUGAGUAAACAAAACACUUGUUUAAGCAACAAGGAUACUGAUAAUAGCAUUUCUAAAGUGAAGACGAAGCGAAAACCCAGAGACUCGCCGCCUCAACGACGUAGUUCAAUAUACAGAGGUGUCACCAGGCACAGAUGGACGGGUCGAUAUGAAGCUCAUUUAUGGGAUAAAAAUUGUUGGAACGAAUCGCAGACUAAAAAAGGAAGACAAGUAUACUUGGGGGCCUACAAUGAGGAAGAAGCAGCUGCACAUGCAUAUGACUUGGCAGCAUUAAAGUAUUGGGGUCAACACACAAUCCUUAAUUUCUCUGUGUCUACUUAUGAAAAAGAGAUAAAAGAAAUGGAAACUCAAUCAAGAGAAGAAUAUAUUGGUUCUUUGAGAAGGAGAAGUAGUGGAUUUUCAAGAGGAGUCUCGAGAUAUAGAGGAGUAGCAAGACACCAUCACAAUGGACGAUGGGAGGCUCGCAUUGGCAGGGUGUUUGGAAAUAAGUAUCUCUACCUUGGAACAUAUGGUACUUACGCUAGUGAAGAGGAAGCAGCAAUUGCAUAUGAUAUGGCAGCUAUACAGUACCGUGGACCAAACGCUGUUACAAAUUUUGACAUCAGCCGUUACAACAAUUCUUUAGGUGCAAACCCUAAUGACAUGAAUAUUCCCAUGCCUAACACAAACAAAGAAGAAAAGACAUCGUCGUCCGUCGUAGACUGCCCGGAGACACCACCGGAGGUGGAGAAAUGUAGGAGGAUUACUACAUUCCCAGAUGACAUACAAACGUACUUUGACUGCCAAGAUUCCAGUAGUAGCUUUGUGGAGGAUAGUCAUAUUAUUUUUGGAGAUUUAGAGUCAUUUGUGUUGCCUAUGAUGUUUGAAUCAUGUCAUCAACUUGAGGAAUUUUUAUCUUUUUCUCCCUACUCAGAAUUUGAACUCGAGACCUCUGAUUAAAGUUGGAGCAACCUCACCUCACCAUUGCACCACAAUUGGUUACGUGAAGGGUAUAUCAAUUGUUUCUUAGUUUUGAUAUUUUGAAGAAUUAAUUAUUGAGUACUUUAUUUCAAGAGAGGUGAGAAAUUAAGGGUAUAGAGUAGUAUUAUUUAUGUUUCUUAGUAAUUAUGUGGUUGUUUAAACUUUAAUGUUUAGAUGAAUGAGGCUCGUAGAGUUUAUGAGUUGACCAA